Molecule: messenger RNA, 2486 nt
Organism: Prorocentrum cordatum
Lineage: Eukaryota; Dinophyceae; Prorocentrales; Prorocentraceae
Source: the annotation of a GenBank genome assembly
AGCCAAUUUGGGCUCACGGCAUUGGCCCAAGCGUGCUCUCAGAGGUGGUCUUGCCCCGCCAAGCGUCCGGCGCUCCGAUGGGCCAGAAGAUCGCUUGCGAGGCCGCAUGCUGCAGACAAGGGGAGGGCGACGCCAACGAGUUGAUGGUGGGCAGUGAGGCGGUCCAACCUGCGCACAAGCAGAAGCUCGGCAGCAUCCCGGGCGCCAACACCACGGCCCUCGCCGCGCCCAACACCAGCGCCCCUCGCCAAGGCACCGUUGCGCUCGAAGUUGCUGUCCAGGACGACUCGCCUGCGGGCGAGAAGGCCGGAGAGCUGGAGCGCUCUUCGGAGGCCGACAUCGCGGAGCUGCUCGGCUGGCGGCAGGCGGCGGUGGUGCCGCGGCCGCCGGCGCCGGUGGUGCUGCAGCUGGGCCUCAAGGGCUUCCUGCAGCGGAAGCGGCUCGUCGCCGACGGCCAUCAACUGACGAAGCGGGUCACCAGCUUCCUCGGCGACGUCGCGGCGAAUCACCAGGACCUGCCGAUGGCGGAGCUGAUGAAGCCGGGGGCGGACUGGAGCGGCUUCGCGCACCUCCAGCUCAGCCGCGUGCAGGCUGUCAGCGAUCUCGGGGGCCCGCGCAUGAAGAUCGUCUCCUGGCGCUCGCUGGCGCACCUCGGCCGCCUGCCGAAGUUCCCGGACGACCGGGCGCACGUGCUGGACGCCGAGGAGCUGCUCAAGGCCUUCAUCGCCGGCAUGGACUCGAAGGGCAAGGUCGAGGGCCGCAUUGCCUGCCUCUCGAUGUUCUCGCACUGCUGGGAGCGGCCCGACAUGGACCCGCUCAAGGCGCACCCGGACACGCCGGACAACAAGAAGGCGGCGGCGCUCGCCCAUUACGGCAAGCAGGGCGUCUGCCCCUACUUCGAGCCCCACCACAAGUUCGACUACUACUUCUGGUUCGACUUCGCGGGCGUCCACCAGACCUGCUCGCGGCAGAAGUACCUCGGCAUCGUGAAGUUGCCGGCCAUCGUGGCGGCGUGCACGGAGAUGGUCUUCUACUGGUCCUCGACGGGGGACUACGAGCCGCGCGCCUGGACGCGCAUCGAGCGCAUGCUCGGGUUCUGCUUCACAAUCAGCCCGCUCUUCGUCUUCAUCUCGGACAGCUACCCGAACGGGCGCGUCGACGCGGCCCAACUCGUCGCCGACGCGCCGGAGGUCUUCGUCGCCGACCCGGAGGUCCAGGGCGGCCUCUGCAUGCUCAUCAAGGACCCAUUUGGCCCAGACGCGCAGAUCACAGACGUCCAGGACAAGGAGUUCCUCCGCCGUCUGAUGGACGCCUGCGGGUCGUCGCUGCCGAUCAACCCGCAGAUGAAGGGCAUGACGAUGGGGAGCGUCGAGUUCGGCAAGACCUUCAUCCGCGUCGACACGGAGCACUUCCGCAUCGACGCCGAGGCGGAGGAGCACAUCCGGCUGCAGCGCAGAGCCCUGAACUCGUGAGGGGGCUUGGGGGCCUGGGGCCUCUGCCCGCUGGGGCCUCGGGGCCUGGCGCCUGGGAGCUGGCGCCGAGGCCCUGGCCGCCUGGGGCCUGCCGGCGGGCCUGCCGGCGGGCCUGCCAGCGGCAUGCCUGCAGCCUCCGGCGGCCAUCCUGCUCCGCGUGAUAGAUACCGCGCCCAGUCUUGGCCGGCUGGCCAAGGUAGACUCACCGGACUGUGCUGCCUUUUUGGCUCAAGGCCUCGCUGGGCCCAUUGAGCCAGAAAGGUUUUCUCCCACCCAACCCGCCCUCAACGGGGUAUCGGAGAGGGGGACAGGUUCGGGCAUGCGCGAUAUCCGCGCAGCGUUCCGAACAGAGUGAGGUGGUUCGUCCCUGGGCAAGCACCUUUGUGUCUGUGCAUGCGCAUGUGCAUGUCUCCGGCCCCAUCUCCGUCUCCGUCUCUCUCCCUCUCUUGCUGUCUCUGCCUCCUUUCUCUCUUCCUCGAUUCUAUUUGCUUGCUGCGGAGACGAUCGUUUUUUUCGCUCCGCCUGGCCCCUCCUUCCCCUCCUCCUAAGGCUCGAGGGCGGCCCAACAAGACCCCCCAAACGGCCCCGGAGUUUCCGGAGUCCGCCCAAGAGGGCCCCAAGAAAUCCCAACGGGAUUUCAAGAGAGGGCCAAGAGAGUCCGCUGGGCCGUGUUUGGACGGGCUUGGUGCGUCUUGCGGCCGUUUUGAGGCGAUCUCUGGCUCAGGGCGCCGUGGAACCGUGGAGCAAAGUGCAGAGGGCGCGAUUUUGUGCGGAUGCACGCGGUAGGGGGCGCCUCGCUCCACCUUGCGCCAUAAGUGCGCGUCUUUCUGUUCACCGCGGAGGCGAUCGUUUAUUUCAUUCCGCCUUGCGUGCACACCCGUGGGCAAUCGACCAGACAAGUGCGCGCCAGGCUGAUGCGUCUCCGUCGGAAAAUAUCAAUGUCAUGUCCUCUUGUUCACUCUUUUCACUCCAGGGGCAGCGAGGAAUUUCGCUACGCUUUGUGUGCGCACUCUU